Messenger RNA from Portunus trituberculatus (swimming crab), 3141 nucleotides. RefSeq names its product kin of IRRE-like protein 2. NCBI's taxonomy places the organism in Eukaryota, Metazoa, Arthropoda, Malacostraca, Decapoda, Portunidae. The record is from RefSeq and is a predicted model, not a curated record. The coding region runs from base 223 to 2628 and encodes 801 amino acids. The transcript has 17 exons. Gene Ontology annotation, molecular function: protein binding.
CAGAUAAAUUGAAGAAAACAAGAAAAAUAAAAAAAAGAAAGAAAUUAAGGAAAAAAAAAUAGAGAAAAACCACAAAAUAAAUUAAAAAAUAUAUAGAAAAAAUAAAUAAAUAAAAAAAAAAGUCCUUAAGGAUGUCUCGUAGGACCUUACUGAAUCAACAACAACAACAACAAACAACAACAACAGGAAGAGGAAAGACACGAAGGACUCCAGGCACAAAGGAUGUCGCCCCCCACCCCCCCUGUGAUAUCCUACCUGCUCCCCCUCCUGCUGGCCGCCCCCCUCCUGCUUCCUGCCGCGUCAGCUCUAGCCAAACACAGAGGUGUGUGGCUGCGCGUGGAGGCUGUGGCGGGGCGCGAGGCAGUGUUACCAUGUGAAGUGGGGAACCUUGACCACUCAGACAUGGUGUUCGUGGUGCUCUGGUACAAGGAUGGUGACAAGGAGCCCAUGUACAGCUACGACAACCGGCCUGGGCGCCUGGUGGGUCCUGAGCAGCGGCACACACUGCGGAGUCGCCUUCUGGAGGGCCGCGCCACGUUCCGGCCCGGCCAGCUGCCCGCCCUGCACAUCCGCCCCGUGCUGCGCCAAGACCAGGCCAACUACACCUGCCGCGUAGACUUCCGCAUAGCCUCCACCAGACGCACAUACCUGAGUCUCUGGGUGGUGGAGCCCCCCGGGACACCUCAGCUGAGUGUGGGGGGGCGGCGCCUGGCGGGGGUGGCGCUCCAACCCCUUCAGGAGAGCACACCCCUUGUCCUCACUUGCUCCGUGGAGGGGGGCGUGCCUCCCCCUACUGUUGUGUGGACCAGGGACGGCCAGGUACUAGACAAGGAGGUGGAGUCCCGGGAAGGCGGCGUGACAAUUAACCAGCUGAGUCUCGGUGCCCUUUCUCGAGAUUUCCACAGCAGUCGACUGGCGUGUGUGGCGGACAACAACAACGUCACCUCGCCAGCCACCACCGCGCUCACAGUCGAAAUGAACCUACGCCCCCUGGUGACCCGCCUGGAGCACCCCCCGAGGUCCCUAAGGGUGGGCAGGGAGUACCAGAUCUUGUGCGUGACGGCAGGCUCGCGUCCUCACCCCAACAUAACGUGGACACUUGGCAAUGUGGCCUCGCUUUCCCCUCUUUUGGCUGAGACCCAGCACGGCGUGAACGUAAGCUCUUCCCGUGUGUCUGUGCGCGCGUCACGGCGGCACCACGGGCAGCGACUGUCCUGCACGGCGCUCAACCCGCUCUUCCCUGACCAUCCCCUGGCCGAUUCCCUGCUGCUCAAUGUUACCUACCCUCCCGUGGCGUCGCUGGAGUUGGGUGGGCGAGCAUCCUCCGUCGUGGUUCAGGAGGGAGAAGACGUCACUUUUACCUGUAACGUAGACGCCAACCCGCCCUCCUAUAAGACAACCUGGUUCCUGGCGGACCAGCCAUUACAGGAAAGAGCAGGUGUGGAGAUGAGCGUGACACACCUGUCCCUCAGCGGCGUUACAAGACUUCAGGCGGGCCCGUACACCUGCUCUGCGUCCAAUGUUGAGGGUGACGCCAGGAGUGCCCCUCUCAACCUCACCGUUAAUUACGCCCCAGUAUGUGACGAUCCAGCCCCGGGGGAGGCGAGGAAGGUGUACGCGAGGGGAGUGGGUCGUCCUGUCAACGUGUCGUGUGGGGUGCUCGCCUCUCCGCCCUUCAUUAGGUUCUCUUGGGUGUUCAAUAACUCUGUGUCUUCUGAGCGCCUUGCCGGGGACCAGGUGCACACUACGGCAGAUGGCAGGAGUGUGGCGCAGUUCCGGCCCAAGCUGAACCAAGACGUAGGCACCUUGCAGUGUUGGGCGCAGAACUCAGUGGGGAGAAUGGUGCAGCCUUGUAUAUUCCAGGUGGUGCCCGCAGGUCGUCCGGAGCGCCCCUCGUCCUGCGCUGUGGUGAACAAGACCUAUGACUCUCUGGCAGUGGCGUGCGAGGCGGGCUUUGACGGAGGCCUCCCCCAGACAUUCUCCGCCAGGGUGUUUGAGAGCGUGACAGGGCUUGGACAGGUAAACGUGACAUCAAACCUGCCUAAUUUUACCUUUGCUGGCCUCACACCUGGCUUGGAUUAUCUCAUCGACGUGUUGGCUUCUAAUGAACUCGGCUCCUCACCUUCCGUCACUCUCGAAGCCUUCACGUACAAGAUGGCGGAGAAUAGAAUGCGUAACGAGAAAGUGGAGGAGGUGACGAGCCCAGAGACGGAAGAGAAACGAGGUAGCAGUGGCAGUGGAACGCUCCUAACUCAAGUGGUUCUGGUGGCUGGCGCUGCUACGGUGGUGGUGGCGGUGUUAGGAUCAGUGACAGCUGUGGUGCGGUGCCUCCUACGCCGACACCACCACCACCACCACCAUCACCACCACCACCACCAGCCUGACCUUACCACUACUGCUGCUACUGCUACUACUACUACUGCUGCUACUACUACUGCGUGUCUUCCAUCUUAUUCCGUGGGGCAGAAAGGGUUACUAGAUUCGUGUGGUAGUAUUGCUGGUCACCAGGUAGGCGCCCCCCACACAGAGGUAUCCCUGGAACUGUCUGAUUUAAUGAUAGGGGGGGCGUGUACCCCUCCUGGGCCCCUUAUGCCGCCCGUGCCGCCCCCCGCUGGCUCAAGAAAGUGACAGUUCGCUACAUACUGCCGGGGAGCGUGCGACCCCCUCGGCCCACAGGUCAUCCAUAGCCAUCUUAUUAGGGCGCCCGUUCCCCCUCCGCCCCCCUUGCCCCCCGAAAUGUCGUGAGACACAGCACACAGGGGACCCACAUUCCACCCUGAUGAAGCCCACGUCUUGUUUACUAAGGGCACUAUCAUAUGUUGACCUGCCGCCACCACCACCACCACCACCACCACCACCGUCACGUGACCUCCUGACCUAAGUUGACCUGAGAUUAUUUGAGGUGACCUAGCUGGCUCCUGAUGUGACAUCAAGAAGGGAGAACAGGUGUGUGUGUGUGUGUGUGUGUGUGUGUGUGUGUGUGUGUGUGUGUGUGUGUGUGUGUGUGUGUGUGUGUGUGUGUGUGUCUUAACUCCCACAUCUGUCCUACUUCUCUUGCAUGACAGGUGAGAGAGAGAGAGAGAGAGAGAGAGAGAGAGAGAGAGAGAGAGAGAGAGAGAGAGAGAGAGAGAGAGAGAGAGA